UAUUCUCAACUUCGACUGUUCUUUUUGCUCAAAACCGAAAAGGUCUCAAAAUUAACCCCCACCAAAUUUUGACUCUAAAUUUUUGCAUAACCUUUUUUUUCGUUAGUAAUCGGAUCCAAAUUUCUUUACUCAUGUCCCGCAUGCCUAUCGGCAGUUUUUCUUUCAAUUUGACUUACAAUUAGAAAAAUUUGAACAGACAUCUUUUACAUAUUCUAUGCACGUAUUUCCCGCAUUGUAACUCUCUCCCAAGAUCACCGUCACGAUGUCGGAACUCCUGCAAAUAUUUAACACCUACCCUCCGAGCACGCCGUCCCGUUGCGGGCAAAGGCCACCACGAAAUGCUCUAAUCUGUCCUCGCUGUCCGCCGUCAGGACCAGUUUGCCCGGGGGAGUCAAACGUGAGAUACCAGCUCACAUACACGUGCAAUAGGUCGACGUAUGAGCCCUGUUAUUUUCGGGGUAUCCCUUCUUGUCCACCUCCACCAAAUUCGCCGCCUCCGCCGAUGCGUUGCGAGCUGAAAUUCUUCGACUGCUGUGGAAAAUCCGUCUGUAGAAAAUGAUCAAGCUGGUGAUGACCUUUCAUGUGCGAUGAAUCUUUAUUAUUGUGCAACAAAAAACACGUGAAUUAAAUUGAAUAAUAACCAUGAUUUUUCCGGCAUGCAAAAAUCUCUCAAUAGUGAAAACAAACGUUGAUGUGAGCUGCAAUGUUAUCAAAUGUAAGUUAUGACUAUUAUACGAUAUCAGGGGAAUAAUGAAUGCCGAGUUUCAAACUUUUGAAAGCAAUCGGCUGCGAAAUGGCAUCUCCAAAGGAAAUGUUGAACGAACGGUAGAGAGUCGAGUAUAGGUCUGAAUUCGUUGGCCGAAUUAUUGAAAAAAUUCAAUACUUUUUUUUUUAGUUUUUUUGUCGUUAUUAUACUUUUUGCAGGCUCACGGUAUGGUCUCAAAAUAUAUGACAGCGUGUUAAAUAAUCUGGGAAUUCGGUUCAUUCUUCAUUUUCCGCUAAUAUUGAGGGAAAUUUGCCGUCCACCCUAUGGCCUUGUACGCUCGAAACAAAGGGUACUAGGUUUUCAAACAAAAGAGCUAUCGGAACAUCUGGGUUCCGGUUAAAAAUCAUAUAUACAGAUAGAAAAGUCAAAAGUCAAAAUAUUUUAACCCUUCAGGCGCAUAUUCGCAAAAUUUUCCGUAGUUUAGAAGGAUAAUCUGCCCGAUAGUAAUUUAAACUCAUUAAAGAACGAAAAAAAAAAAUUAUAAAUUAAUACGGAGUGGAUGAAAAAUUGAUUAUAAAAGCUAAAUGUAAUCGUCAAAGUUGGAAUUUCCUCGAGAACAGCGAUACUCUAUAUUACGUAGAUUAUAUAAAUUCCAGGUAAUUUUUUUCUUUUCCUUCUUUUUUUUAUUUUUUAAUUAAUUCACGGGCCGCAGAAUUUUUAAUUAACGUCACCAUCAGCGGUAAGAAAUAUCCGACAGUUAUUAUUAUAUCGUCGGCGUGUCUAUUCAAUUGGAGUGGUUACAUUUACAUCUUUUUUCAAUUUAAUAAAUUUCUCACGGAAGAGCAUGGAUUAAAAAAAUCUGAAACGAAAAACAUGAAAAAAAAGCAUCUUUUGACAGGUUUGCAUUGAAUGCAGGUUUUGCUACCGCAUCUGGGGUGUGCACCCAUCACUCGUAAUGAACUUGCAAUCGUAUAAAAUCCCAAACGACGAUACAGAACCAAACUCAUCUCAUCUGUUAUGGUUGCAGCAAUGAAAAAAUAAAGAAAUAAGUAAAAACGAAGAAAAGAAGAAGAAAGAAAUACAGAAAAGCGAAGCAACAUGUCGUGUCAAAGCGGAGAGAUAAUAAAGACGAGCACUUUACCCCCUCCCUGCUAUCACUGCAGACCUCCACGUUUCAGCUGCCCCACGUACGGCUGCCCUCCACGAGAACCUCUUCAGCCGCGGCGUCCCUGCUUAUCGGAAUUUUGCGCACUACUCAAAUGUCGGCAACCCCCUGAAAAACCGCUGCCACCCCCUACCAUUUGUAUAGCCAGACCUUGUCCCGAACCGGUCAGUGAAGGACGUCCGUGUUUUCCAUUAUCCCCGAAAAUUAAACCACCCCAUUCCAGCGUCAGGUUUUGCAUUCAAACUACCUGCAAGGGACAGACUUAUUGUCCUUGUUACAACGCUGAUAUGCCCCGCUGUCGUUCGACGUAUUGAGACUUUAUCGAAAAAGUCGGUUCCAUCCAUUGCGGAAAUUCUGUGAACACCCCCGUUACAGUUGUUAGAUAACGUUGAAACGUCUGACGUUUCGUUGUUUUUUUAUCCAUUCACUUCUUUAUACGCGUGCCAUAGUAUGACCGUCGGAAUGUCCGGGGCCCACUCCAUCGACGAUCGUGUCACGAAUUGCCGCGUACACCGUUCAAAAUUUCGGGUAAAAAGUCAAAAAAAAAAAAAACGCAUCGAAUUAUUCGCCGUGUUUAUGUAUCGGCCCAUCCGCCUGAACAUGGAGAUGAUAUUAUUUGACCGGUACGCUUCACGAGGUUUCAACUGCCGCUGUCCCUGUAUCUACAUUUAGUAGAGCAUCUCCCGUGGGACCAAAUUGAUUGGCAAGCUUCAUCAUGCAAAUAUUAUAUACGGUUAUCCUAUGUACGAAUGAUGCCAUAUGAAAGUGUGUCUUUUGGAAUACAUGUACGCACGUAUUGUACACGAGCGUUGUCAACUGCUCGUUAUAUAAUACGGACCAGCCUCAAUAAAAUGAACGAUUCUGUCGCGACGCGUCGAUUGAAAUUUUGGUAAAUACAUAUUUUCAACGAUCAUCUACGUUGGCGAUGGUUGGCGAAAGUUUACUUUUUCCCAAGCCGAUCAUUAAAUUCGUACGAAUACGACGCGAUUCUCUCGCGAAGUUGAAUCGCGCGACGACAUCUGGAACACCGGUUACUCCACUCGUCUAGUGUACGAUAUUUAUUAAUCUGACCUUUCCAAGGAUAGUCAACAGACGAUAAUCUCUUUCGGUAGGUUUCAUUCAUUCGUUCGGCGUCAGUUGUCCGGCAAGUAGUUGAUAUCAGAAGAAAAAAUUCGUCGCUGUUGCUGGCUGGCUUGUAUCAGGGUGGCUCGAAGAAACGUUUUUCGUCUUGGAUGUAACGGCAGUUCGGCUUCAGUAUGGCUUCAGCGAUAGGAGCAGCGACAUCAGGAGCGACAUCAAUAGCAAUGAUGCGGGUUCCUCAGAGCGACGAUAGAGAGAGAACGAUGACCAUUGCGUGAUAAAACCAAAUCAGGACAUCGCCAAGUCUUCUCGACGAGAUACAUCCCUUCGUCUUCACCCAGUCGAGAUGGAUCUGCAACACAUGAGACGUACAACUCCUUUUCUGCAGAGGUCAGAGUUCCUCCAAC
Messenger RNA from Athalia rosae (coleseed sawfly), 3358 nucleotides. Its product is annotated as DBF4-type zinc finger-containing protein 2 homolog. Bases 1805 to 2185 code for a protein of 126 amino acids. The transcript is spliced from 7 exons. NCBI's taxonomy places the organism in Eukaryota, Metazoa, Arthropoda, Insecta, Hymenoptera, Athaliidae. The record is from RefSeq and is a predicted model, not a curated record.